Molecule: messenger RNA, 1092 nt
Organism: Aspergillus puulaauensis
Lineage: Eukaryota; Fungi; Ascomycota; Eurotiomycetes; Eurotiales; Aspergillaceae
Product: GFA family protein
Exons: 1
Coding region: 1-1092 (363 amino acids)
Molecular function (GO): carbon-sulfur lyase activity
Source: RefSeq, a predicted model, not a curated record
AUGGCCUCCACUAAGACCCUAACCGCCGCCUGUCUCUGCAAAAACGUGCACUACAUCCUCACCCUCGCCACAGACCUGCUCCCAUUAAAGGCGCAUCUCUGCAGCUGCACCAUCUGUCGUCGCACCCAUGGCGCACCCUGCUCAUUCCACGCCCCUUUACCAUCAGACAUCGCACCUGAAUUCAUCGCUCCAUCCAGCCUCAGCAAUCUAACUGCUUACACACAUGCCAAUUCAUGUUCCACCCGGUUCUUCUGUCCCACCUGCGGCUGCCACAUCGGCGAUCGCGACCUUACCAGCAACGACUGGUUCAUCUCAACCGCGCUCUUCGAUGCGAAUUCUAACGAGGCCUGGUACGAGAUUGACUCUCAUUGUUUUACCUACUCUAGCGCGGACGGGGGAAUAUCAAGUCUCCUCCCCAGGGUAAAUGGGAAAGAUAUCAAGAUCUGGAACCCCGCGCCAGAGGCAGAGCCAGAGUCAAAAAAGCCUGAGUCUAUCCCCAGUGAACUGCAUCUGCAAACCGGCUCGAACGAGCUCCUAGCACAAUGCCAUUGCGGCGGUGUCUCGUUUACCAUCUCCCGACCUAGGAACGAAUAUAUUAAUACCCCAUCAUCCAAAAAGUGGAUCGAUCAAUCCGACACGAGGAAAUGGCUUGCGCUGGUAGACGUCUGUUCGGACUGUCGACUGGUAACGGGGUCGAAUGUGAUUAUGUGGAUGUUUGUUCCUACGGAUCAUGUCACGCCACGGCCGCCUGCUGAUUUACUCUUCGGGACGCUGGCGGCGUAUGAGUCGAGUGCGGGGGUGCGGAGGACGUUCUGUGGGACGUGCGGUGCGACGGUGUUUUACUCCCAUAAGGAACGGCCGGGGAUUGUUGAUGUUGCUACGGGCAUUCUGCGUGCAUCUGAGGGUGUUAUGCUUGGGGAUUGGGCGGUUUGGAGGACGGCUAGAGUGGGGUUUGUUGAGGAUGGGUUGAAGUAUGAUUCUGCGUUUACGAGGGGGUUGGAGGAGGGACUUAGGGCGUGGGGGGUUAGGAUGGAUGGUGAGAGUAGGGACUUUGUUGUUGGUGCUGAGACUCAUCGUGCUGUUGAGGACUGA